Molecule: messenger RNA, 2784 nt
Organism: Nothobranchius furzeri (turquoise killifish)
Lineage: Eukaryota; Metazoa; Chordata; Actinopteri; Cyprinodontiformes; Nothobranchiidae
Biological process (GO): protein deubiquitination
Cellular component (GO): cytosol; nucleus
Molecular function (GO): cysteine-type deubiquitinase activity
Source: RefSeq, a predicted model, not a curated record
CGUCUCUUCUACGUCGGGAGUCGGACGAUCCAUCCCGCUGCCUCGGAGACCUAACUCUUUUCUAUUAAGUAUCUUAAUCUUUUAUUCAUCUUAAUAUCUUAAUAAUCUACGCGUUUGUACAGAGACGAGCCGGCACAAUCAAAACUGAUUCGACAUGAGUCAGAUGAGGAAUUCCGUCCCCGAAGCAUCCACUCAGAAGUUGCAUGGCUUAAUAAACCAAGGAUCAACGUGUUACCUGAACAGCGUGCUGCAGGUGCUGUUUAUGACUAAAGACUUCAGAGAGUCUGUGAAGAGAUGCCCAAAAGACAAAGAAUACAUCGAUCCCCAACUUCGUAACUUGUUUAAGAACCUGUCGACACGCACUGCACGAACAGUAGAAGUUACAGAGAAGUUGGAAAUCGAAAGAGUAAACGAACAGCACGAUGCUGCCGAGUAUUUGGAGAAGAUUUUAACCCAGACCAGCGAUGAGGCGUCUCAGAUAUUCAAAGGAGAGUUGGUACACAGGACUGUUUGUGAAUGUGGUGCAGUCACUGAUGAGAAGAAACCUUUCUGGAAUCUUCCUCUUCCUCUGAGGAGUUCCUCUAAUAGAAACUACAGCGUGGUUGACGGGAUUGAGGACUUUUUCAAAGUCUCACAUUUGGUUGGAGAUGAUCAACUGUUCUGUGAAAAGUGUGAAUCCAAAAGUGACUCUACUGCUGAAUGUGUAAUAGAGCGUCACCCCGAGGUUUUGAUGUUGCUGCUGAAAAGGUUUGAGUUCAACUACCAUCAGAUGUCAUAUGUGAAAAACAGAUGUGUUGUGGAGGUUCCCCUCACUGUAGAGAUACCACAGAAUCACAAAUAUAAACUUUAUGCAUUUGUGGAACAUUUUGGGAGUCUUAGAAGUGGACACUACACCGCAACCAUAAGGUCAAAGGAAAACAAGGACAGUUGGUACAACUUCAAUGAUUCCAGUGUCACAAAGCUUAACAACCAGCCAUUCAAAGAACGCAGACUUGAAAAAUCAGAGAGUGCCUAUCUUCUGUUUUAUCGAAGCAAAAAGGAUACUGAUCUCCAAAACAACACAGACCUCUCCAACAAUCCAAGGCCUCCUCUGGACAGCCAUACAAGUAGUUGUCAAAGGGGGAGCAAACGUAAAAAGUUUGACGAAGAAGGAGACAAAAAUAAAACUAAAAAGACGACAACCGGUCCACGUGACAAACCUACAGAUGGAUUACCGGACAUCUCUGUUGAACACGGUCGUGAGAGCAAGCUUCGUAUCGAACAGACCAGUAGCCAUGUUUGUGCUGAAGAGGUUAAAGGUCUGUCUGGUCACUCCCGUGGUGUUAAUGUGGGCAAAAGGGAUCUUGAACACAAUCAACAUAAACAAAGAAAUGUGGAAAAUGAAAACCAAAGGGGAAAUGUACCUGAUUCCUCAGUUGUUCUAAAGACGCAAAAAUCUACUAAAGAGUCUGACCGAAGCAGUGAGACUGGUCACGCUGGGCGAGAAGAGGAAAGAAUAGGUCAGCAGAUGCAGAAGAUUCAAGCUGGUAGACGAGAAUCAAGAGAUCACCGUCAGGGGAAAAAUUCUCUUCGAUAUGAAAGAGAGGCUUUUUCUGAUGAACAAAAUGGAAGCAAACCCCAGAGGGAAUAUCGGGAAGAUGAGCAGAUUCAAGGUCAGAGAGGAAAAGAGGGAAGGAUUAGUGUGAACAGAGAUGAAAGAAGGGAAAGAACACCCGAGACAAACCCGCAUCCGUAUGAGAGCAAAAUAACCGAGCACUGGAAAACAUCUUCCAACAUUCCCACUGAGAAUAUGAAGCCUAAACCAGCGGCACAUCAUAAAAACAAAAUCAGCUCUGUGGAAUUAAACAGUGACGAUGUUGAAGGAAUUCUGCCUAUGAAUGAUUCUCCCACACAAGCAGGGUCAGAAACAGAAGAGGGAAGCAAACAAAAGGCCGUUAUCGAGGGAAACGAGAAAACUCAUCGUUUUUGGCGAACAGUUCGCCGUCGUUUCAACUGCAAAAAAACUAAGAAAAUUCAAGCUGAUAAACAGAAUGAAAAUGUGGAAGAGGCCGUGGGUAUGAUCCCAAAACGUUCCAAUGCCAAAAAAGAGAAAGGCACGACCUGUUGUUGUUUUUGUUAAUGAAUUUAGUUUUUGUUUGUUUAGAAUGAAUUGCAUAAUGACACCAUAAAAUGGAACAUUAUUUUGGUAAAGUACUCAAUUAUUCACUAAUGGUAAUUAUUCAAAUGAUCAUAAAACUUUGUUUCUCUAAAAAAUGUCCUAACAUUCCCCGACAUUAUUCCUCCACGUUGGUUGAAACAUAAUAUAUGGCUGAGGAACGAUCAUUUUGUUAUGAACAUAUUUAGAUUUAUGCACAUUUUUCCUUUUCUGUUUUGUGCCUUACUGCCAGUUUAUGGUUCUGGGUGUAAAAAGUUUCUAAUAUAAGAUUUUUGAUGAAUCUUGGUGUUUAUACCCUUUAAAAAAGCACAAACCAUCAUUAUCCAACAUUACUGGUGAUGCUGGAUAAUAAAACAUCUAGAUAAAUUGUGUCAGACACUGAAAUGCCAUUGUAAAAAACUUGUGUUAUUUAUUUGUUGUGGUUUUCUGGUUUCAUUUUCAAAAGUUGGUUAAAGCUGUAAUAAGAUGGACUUGUUUUAAAAAGGAAGCCUUUACUUUUGUUUCUUCACUGUUAACCUACAUUUGCAGAACGUGUUUGUCAUUAUGUUAUUUUAGAGGGCUUUGAUUUCAUGUUUAAUCAUUUUCAGUUAAGAAAUUUGAAAUGUAUCAAAAUAAACUCCUGAAGUCUA